This is a messenger RNA of Aspergillus ruber CBS 135680, 2119 nucleotides long. RefSeq names its product putative MFS multidrug transporter. Gene Ontology annotation, cellular component: fungal-type vacuole membrane. NCBI's taxonomy places the organism in Eukaryota, Fungi, Ascomycota, Eurotiomycetes, Eurotiales, Aspergillaceae. The transcript is spliced from 2 exons. Gene Ontology annotation, molecular function: basic amino acid transmembrane transporter activity. The record is from RefSeq and is a predicted model, not a curated record. Gene Ontology annotation, biological process: transmembrane transport; basic amino acid transport. Bases 115 to 1932 code for a protein of 605 amino acids.
CUUUCUUCUUCUUGCAGCUGUGUACAUUCGUUUCUACUUCUUCAAUUCUUUUAUUUUUAUUGCUGAACCAAGUCUACUUUCUUGUUUCUUUCAUAUACUGCCAACAAAUACCUGAUGGAAGGGCAUAGCGUUCAUGCCAAUGAGUCGACUCCUCUGUUAGGCAGUACUGGAACGUCUCCUACUCAGAACCACCGCUACAAUGAAUCCCAUGGAUCUGUAGGGAAGGGUCCCCGUUACGACUCAUCGUCCAUUGCGUCAACUGUUGAGGACGAGGAUGCGACUAUCCUUGACAUCUCUAGAAUCACUUCUGCUUCCCAGGGUAUACUUGAUAAUGUACCACCCCCUCCGGAUCAUGCAGGCCCUGAGGAUAGCCCAUCAAAAGAAAACACAGGCUACGCAGCACGAUUCAUCAAUGUCUCGCCUGCGCGAUUCUGGCUUAUCUUCGGAGGGAUCAUGAUGGGAUAUAUAAUUGCGUUUUUCGAUUCGACGCUGAUGGCAUCGAGUCAUCCAGUUAUUACCUCCUACUUCCAUGCCUCCAACUCUGCAUCGUGGCUCUCAAACUCUUUCCUUUUGACGUCUACUGCGUUCCUUCCUCUCUUUGGACGCAUCUCAGACACCUUUGGGCGGAAACCCGUGUAUCUGUUCUCUAUCAUUGUCUUCUUCUUCACUACGCUGUGGUGUGCCAUGGCCCAAAGCAUUGGCAGUCUUAUUGCCGCGCGUGCCUUCUGCGGUCUUGGAGCUGGUGGUGUGCUUGCUUUGGGAAUGAUCCUUUCCAGUGACUUGGUCCGUCUCGAGUACCGCGGUGUCUACCAGUCUUACAUCAAUCUUGUCCUGGGAGUAGGUGGGUGUUUAGGAUUAGCUUUUGGUGGCUACCUAUGCGACAAGGUGGGGUGGAGAGGUGCUUUUUACGUACAACUGCCAUUUAUCUUUGUGUACUUCUUCGUGGCUGCAUGGACGACACCGGCAGGUCUGGGAUUGAAGAGUGCGAAACGGGAAAACAUGACCUUGUCACAACUGGCGAAGAACAUUGACUUGGUUGGCUCGUUAAUCCUAGUUCUUGCCGUAACGUCGCUGAUCAUGGCACUGAACCUGGGUGGCAAUGUGUUCAGCUGGACUCAUCCUGUCAUCAUCUCAUCUUUGCUUCUAUCUUUCAUCUUAGCGGUAAUCUUUGUGAAGCACGAGCGCGGCGUGGAGCGUGCUGUUAUGCCAAUCUCACUACUAUCGAAGCAGCCUCGUGCAAGUAUCAUUUUCGGGAAUUUCCUUGGAUUUAUCUCUAUUAACACCAUGAUCUUCAACAUCCCGUUAUAUUUCCAGGCUGUUAAACUGGUCACACCAACCGAGUCUGGAUUCAAGAUGGUUGCUUGUACGCUUGCCGUCACCAUGUCCAGCGUCUCAACAGGCUUUUUGAUUACAUACACCAAACGCCUGAAGCCCACGAUAAUAAUCGGCGACAUACUUAUCCUUCUGGGUGGCUGUGCGGCUGCCUCAAUAGGUGCUACGACUCCGGAUAUCAUUGCAAUGAUCUGCGUUUCACUCUCCAGUCUCGGCCAAGGCUUCUCAUUCCCUUCGUUUAUGGUGGGGGUUCUUGCUACAAGCGACCAAGAAGAGCAAGCAGUGGCCACUACGACGCUAAGUCUAUGGCGAAACCUCGGCUCGGUCAUGGGAGUGGCGAUAAGCAGCUGGAUCUUCCAAAAUAGCUUGACAUAUCGACUCGAGGAGAUGGUCACAGGGCCAAACAAGGAAGAUGUCAUCCUACUCGUUCGCAAAUCGGUACGAGCUAUUGCAGAGUUGGACCCGAUGCAUCAACAACAAGUCAUCGGCGCGUAUAGUUUGAGUCUUCGGGUAACCUUCGUCUCCGCUGCUGUUUAUGGAGUUCUUAUGCUUCUUAUGCACGUUCGGAUGCGACUGCCGCGGCUUGGAAGCAGGUCUUGAUGCUAUCCACUAUUUAACGACAUAAAAGCAUUUGAUAUUUUACCAGUAUGUAUAAAACUGAUCAUGAGGCAUGUUGUAUUGGCAAGCCAUGCUAUGAUAUGAAAAUUUCAGGGCUUUCAGGCAGUGGUAUAAACAAGGUAGAAGCCCCAGUGAAUUUACCAAUCAAAAAGUUUAUUGUCUUCUUGAG